AUGGCGGCACCACUUGAGCAACGCUUCCAUGCCUCGGCACCUGAUGCGGCCAUCACGCAUGGCAAUGGACAUCCUGCACCGUCUGUUCCUGAUGUAUGGACAGCCCCAGUCGAACGGUCUUUCAAUGAAGCUUUACCCGUUGUUGUUGUACUGGGUGCGCAAUGGGGAGAUGAAGGGAAGGGGAAGCUCGUGGACAUCCUUUCUGCUCGGGCGGACGUGUGCGCUCGAUUCAAUGGCGGGCACAACGCUGGUCAUACUUUGGUGGUGGAGGGCAGGAAGUACAGCAUGCACUUGCUACCAUGUGGCAUUCUCCAUGACCAUACCACCAGCGUCAUUGGAAAUGGAGUGGUUUUGCAUUUGAAAUCGUUACUGCAAGAACUGGAACACAUUCGGGAUAUCCAACCAGACGCGCUGAACAGGCUGGUGAUUUCCUCGCGGGUUCAUCUGUUAUUUGACAUUCACCAACGAGUUGACGGUGUGCAGGAGGAAGCGAAGGCAAAGGCCGGAAAAGCAAUCGGUACUACACUUCGCGGAAUUGGCCCGUGCUAUUCAACAAAAGCUUCUCGUAACGGUCUCCGCGCGGGAGACCUGCUCAACUUCGAAGUAUUUGAGGCGAAGUACAUUCGGUUGGCUCAAGAGUUGAAACAGCGAUAUGGCAUCAUAUUUGAUGAGACGGAGGAACUGGAGCGACACAGGCACUAUGCUUCCGUUUUUCGAGACAGAAUUAUUGAUACUGUGUCGUUCUUACAUAACUGCAUUCGUGAACGAAAGAAGAUUCUCGUUGAGGGUGCGAACGCAACUCUGUUAGACCUGGAUUUCGGUACAUAUCCUUAUGUGACCUCUUCUACCACAACCGUUGGCGGGGUUUGCACAGGGCUGGGUCUCCCUCCUCGCCUUGUUGGCCUAUCUGUUGGGGUCGUUAAAGCGUAUACAACGCGUGUGGGAGAAGGACCGUUCCCAACAGAACUUCUGGACGCGACGGGUGCUCAUCUGCGGGAUAAAGGGGCUGAGUAUGGCACCACCACGGGGCGGCCUAGACGAUGCGGGUGGAUUGAUAUCCCUGCUCUGCUGUAUACCUCCCGAAUCAACUGUUUCGACUGCCUAAAUUUAACGAAGCUGGAUGUCUUGAGCGGGUUGCGGGAGUUAAAGAUUUGUGUUGCAUACAAGAACAAAACAUCUUCAGCCAUCAUGCCACAAGGUUAUUUCCCGUGCACGGCGGAGGAGUUCAGCCUCUUGGAGCCUGUGUACGAGUGCGUGCCGGGAUGGGACGGGAGUCUGGAACACUGCAAGACGGUGGCGGAUUUCCCUGAAGCAGCGCGAGCAUACGUGAGGAGGCUAGAACAGCUUCUCUCCAUACGUUGCUGGUGGAUAGGUGUGGGACCCGGCCGCGAGCACACCGUCGAGGUGUCAUUCGAGUGA
Besnoitia besnoiti is the source of this 1419-nucleotide messenger RNA. Its product is annotated as putative adenylosuccinate synthetase. Gene Ontology annotation, cellular component: cytoplasm. Lineage: Eukaryota; Apicomplexa; Conoidasida; Eucoccidiorida; Sarcocystidae. Gene Ontology annotation, molecular function: adenylosuccinate synthase activity; GTP binding. The coding region runs from base 1 to 1419 and encodes 472 amino acids. Gene Ontology annotation, biological process: IMP metabolic process; 'de novo' AMP biosynthetic process. The record is from RefSeq and is a predicted model, not a curated record. The transcript has a single exon.